CCUGCCUAUUAUUCCAAAUAACAAUUGUACGUUCCUACCUUCCCCUGCAAUACAAUGGAGGGAGUAUUGAGGCCUGUGGUCUCAAAAAUUUCAGAUGCCAAACCAAUGUUCAAUCUUCAGGCCUUUCCCUUAAACAAACAUUUUCUUCUUAUGAAACGAAACAAGCAAUUAAGGAAGCCGUCAAUCAAAGCCUCCGCCACCGAAGAAAUUACAGCACUUACUACUACUUCAGACCCAGAUAUCACUUGGCAAAUUGUUGUUGGCUCUUUGGCCGGUGUGACACCUUUUGUGGUUGCGGGAAUCGAGUUCAGCAAGAGAAUUGUGAAACAAAGGAAAUGUGAAGUAUGUGGGGGCUCAGGACUUGUUCUCAAGAACAACAAGUUUUAUAAGCGAUGUCCUGAUUGUGGUGGAUUUCUACCCUGGCAGUCUUGGAGAAGAUUCUUCACUGGUUAAAUCUUUGUGGAAGCUUCACGCCAAGUUUGAUUAUCCACUCUAUACAUGUACUAUACUAGGAAAAAGAAAAUUCUCGACAUGGAUCUUCUUGUACAUCAAGCAUAAUUUGGCUUUGGUGUUCUUUCCAGUAUACUGUUUGUAUUCAUUUACAUAUACAGUCAGUUACCAAGCUGCCUUAGAAACUGGAAUAACACUACUAACUCUUCUUGAUUA
Nicotiana tabacum (common tobacco) is the source of this 666-nucleotide messenger RNA. RefSeq lists its product as uncharacterized. The record is from RefSeq and is a predicted model, not a curated record. Lineage: Eukaryota; Viridiplantae; Streptophyta; Magnoliopsida; Solanales; Solanaceae.